Molecule: messenger RNA, 2124 nt
Organism: Anoplopoma fimbria (sablefish)
Lineage: Eukaryota; Metazoa; Chordata; Actinopteri; Perciformes; Anoplopomatidae
Product: F-box only protein 40
Exons: 2
Coding region: 13-2124 (703 amino acids)
Cellular component (GO): cytoplasm
Molecular function (GO): zinc ion binding; protein binding; ubiquitin protein ligase activity
Source: RefSeq, a predicted model, not a curated record
GUUAGAAGAAAGAUGCCUGUUGGCUAUCAUGAGCAUUGCGACAAGUGCUACAAUGUCCACUGCCAAGUCCCGGAGCAGAUCUCCAUCUCAUGCUUGGUCAUCAAGUGUCGUCUUAACUGUGGCGCCACCUUCCACAUGUGCAAGCAAGAGGAGCACCAGCUUCUCUGUCCCAAUGAGACGGUCCCCUGCCUCAAUGCUCACUACGGCUGUCCUCUUCCCAUGCUGCGCCACAGGCUGGCCAAACACCUGGAGGUAUGUCCUGCCAGCGUGGUCUGCUGCUCUCAGGAGUGGAACCGCUGGCCUGUUUCAGAAACGGAUAUGGCCUUUUACAAAAAUGUUUUGGAAAGCCCUCAAACUGAGGUCAACCUGGACGUUGCCAUGGCUCUGAGGGACCAAGAGCUGCUGUUUCGAUCCAUCAAAAUGAAGAACAUCUUCCCUGAGUUUAUGGUGGGGGAUCCUGCCCCCAAGGAUGUUUUUGCUGGGCUCAACAGUCCUGCAGAUGAAGCAACCUGUUCUUUAGAUUGUGGUGAAUUUACAGAAAAUGGCUGCACAAGGAUGGAGGAAAAAGAACUGAGCCAGGAGGAGAGGGAAGCUUUGGCAAAGAGCCGGGACCUGGAUGGUAUUCAGAACUACACCUCCUAUGAGAGAAUAUUCAACAAGGAGAUGGAGGGAUGCAAGCAAACUGUGAAAAACUUGAACAAGAAGGAGGAAAAGGCAAAGGAAGAGCAAGAAUCAUCAAACCGACAGGGGGAGACAAGAGACUCCCACACGGGUCGAGAGGACGCUGCUGGCGCUCCGAGAAUGGACAGCACAACCGGCCUAGCGCCAUGGCAAGACGGGGUCCUCCAGAGGUUGAGCCGGGAAGUCAACAUUGCUGAGUACAACAUGUACCUGGUGCACAAUGGAGCAAUGUUGAUUAACUUCGGCCAACUUGCAGCUUGCACCCCAAGAGAAGAGGAUUUUGUUUAUGGUAAUCUGGAGCCCAUCAAGGUUCAAACCGUCCGCUCAUUUAUUGCUCCAACUAGCUAUCGACCAAAGCGCAAUUACCUGAAGAAUCGGAAGGUCAAGGCCAAUGCUAGCGUUGACACUGCAGAUUUGGGUAUUUCAGUUGAGGACCUCCCAAAGUGCGACGAGGUCAGCGCCACGCUCCUACACUCCCUGGAAAAGGAACUGAGAGGACAUUUAAUCUCAGAGAGUGUGGGGAGGGACGGUUUUUACGUAGAUAUAGGAACACAAACAUACAACUUUGCCUCUGCGCCGUUCAAAACGGAUGCGACGCUUGCAGAUGUCAUCGCCGACAAGCCCCGUGGUCUUCACGUGCAGAUCGAAGUGGAGUCUGUCACCAGAAGACACAACAAAUCAAGUUCAGCCUUCAGCUACGAGUGUGGCCACUUCUUUCGGCGUGACGAAUACCGCUCUCAUUUCCAGAAUGUGCACUGUGACAUACAGGCCUCUCUGAGCGGCUGGUUCCAACAGCGCUGCCCCUUGGCGUACCUCGGAUGCACUUUCACCCAAACAAGGUUUCACCCUUCAGGUCAACAGGCCGCUGUCAAAUUCCGCCAAGAUGUCAGCGCCUUCGUCCUCCAGCGAGAAGUCCCUUCAUUCCUCUGUGAAGGCGGGGAAACCCUCAGCCCUCAGAGAAGUGGCGCACAUAAUCUGGAUCCCCUGAGCGGAUUGCCCCUGGAGAUCCUUCAGCACAUUGCUGCUUACCUUGACAGUUUUACAUUAUCUCAGCUGUCCCAAGUCUCCCAUCUGAUGAGAGAGGUGUGUGCCACAUUCUUGCAGGAGAGAGGGAUGGUCUCUCUCAAGUGGAAGAAAAAGACAUACUCCCAUGGGGGAAGCUCCUGGAAAUGUCGAAAGAAAGUUUGGGAGUUCAGCUCUCUGUUCUCCUCCGUGGACAGAUGGAGCUUCAGUAACACUCCUUCCAUGUCAGAUCACCUGAAAACCUGCUCCUUCUACCAGAGAGAGGAGCACACUGAGCCGGUGGCUUUAGCCUGCCUGGGAGAGGUCAGAGACAAACAUGGAAAGAUAAAGCUCAAAAAACAACGCUCAGGGUCCCAGAGCUCAGUGGGCGGACCGCAACACGAGCAAGGCGGCGUUUGGAAUCACUCAGACGUGAUGUGA